GAUGGAGCAAAUCCUCUUGUUCCUCCUGGUCUGCAUAUGUGAGCAGGGGCUUUCAGCCUCAGCUCCAGUUGAGGUCCAUGGAAUACUUCCCAAGAGCAAAACUAAAGGAGUUGAUUUCUGUGGUGUGGACAAGUAUUACUACAUUGUCCGUUCAGACCUGGGCUGCUACUUGAGAUCUACUAAUUUCAAUGCAGGCGAAGACCUGGAGAUAUUUGGUCUGCACAACGCUGUCCGUGGUGGAGACCACUACCUGGCCCAUAGUGAUGACUUAUUUUAUGUUAUCAAGGGGGACUCUUACCGCCGAGUAACCAACCUGAACGCUGACAGUGAUAGUGUGGUCUACACUCUCCAUCCCAACUGCCAAAACGGAGACCAUUACUUCUCCCAUGAUAAGUACUUUUACAUUAUAUUCAAGAAGAAGGGAGUGUACCGCCGUGUCACCAAUAUGCAUGAAGACCUAGAUGUCGUUCAGAAACCCCUUCACCCAAAGGCCAAAGACGGUCUGUAUUACUGGGGAAUCAAGGACCAUAUAUACCUUGUGAAACCAAAUAGCAAAUGGGGAGUUGAGUAUCACCGAAUGGACGACUUUUCAAACGCAAACCCUUCCACAUUUUCCUUCCAUGCUAGUGUGCUCAACUUCCUCCCUGGAGGCGUGUCUAUAAAUCAUGGUAAAGCUUUUGGUGUCUGGCAGCCUGUCAAGACUGUCAGUAAUAAUGCCAAAAUAAGUGUUGCUUGGGAACAGCAAAUUGUUAGGAAGGUUGGAUAUGAGAAGAAAGAGAUGCACAGCAUGGAACACAACUGGAAAGUAUCUUCGAGUGUUACAGUUGGGGCAGAAGGUCUCACUAAAUUACUGUUGACGGCACAAAUUUCCCUGACAGCUGAAUAUGGUGGGACGAAGAUUGACAGCAAAGACGAAGCAUGGAGCGAUGCAACUGAAGUCUCUGAAAAAGUCAGCUUCACUCUUCCUCCAAAUUCCAACAUUUAUUUCUGGCAAUACAAGCUGGGUUUGGGCAAGGUUGACGUAUUGUACUGCCGUGACCUGGCUUUUACUGAUGAUUCUAAGCCACCUACUUUUGUCCCAUUGCCAUCGGCAGCUGAUUAA
Podarcis muralis (Common wall lizard) is the source of this 1102-nucleotide messenger RNA. NCBI's taxonomy places the organism in Eukaryota, Metazoa, Chordata, Lepidosauria, Squamata, Lacertidae. The record is from RefSeq and is a predicted model, not a curated record.